This is a messenger RNA of Schistosoma curassoni, 883 nucleotides long. The record is from the annotation of a GenBank genome assembly. Lineage: Eukaryota; Metazoa; Platyhelminthes; Trematoda; Strigeidida; Schistosomatidae.
GAAUGCCAGCCGCUAUUUCAACUCUACAAGGUCGUGUAAACCUUAGUGAGGAAAUUCCCUCAUCACUUACGCUACUCUGAAUGCUCCCUUAGUACACAAAGUACUUUCUGGUAAGACGCGAACUUCUACAGACAAACGUUGAAAUUUGUUUCAUACCUAUGAAUCUAAAUAACGCUCAAAAAGAUGUGAAUCUAGAAACUGGUGAAGAAAUUAAGCGUAAUGAGUAUCGUAAAAUGAGCACGUAUGACUUCGUGCGGCGUGACAUUGAGAAAUAUUUCGCACAUCCGGAAGAAGCGCUCGUAGCUCCUGAAUUAGCUCAACCUCAGCUGCCUAAACCACCACCUGAAUUCGUUCGCAAUGUAUGGGGCUCUGCCGCUGGAGUGGGCAGUGGGGACUUUCACAUUUACAGAGGAAUUAGACGAAGAGAAUAUACUCGUUUAGAAAUGAUUGAAAAAACUGCGGAAGAGGAACGUUUAGAUAGAGAGUUCCAAAUGAAGCAAAAAGCAUUAAAUGAUCUAGCUGCUGAAAAAACUGCUAAGAAGCGUGCUAAGCGUCAAAUGAAGAAAGAAAAACGAUUAAAUAAAAGAAAACUGAAAUCAAAGUCAAAAUCUAAAUCUGGUGAAAACAGCGAUUACUCAGAUGAGCAGUUAGAAAAUUCUGCGCAAACGGAAAGUAGUGAAUUUAAUAAGAUUUGACGGUCGAAUUAUAAAUUUCACAUUAUUGCUCUUUCUAACUCAUCCAUUACAUUUGUACGUAAUACGUUUCCCCUUAUUUCUGACAAGAUUUAUUCAUGGGUAUCCUGUUUAUUUCAGUAAUGCAGUGAGAAGACGAAGGUUAUCAGAAUCAUGUAAUAUAUUUGCGCAAUAUAUUUCAAACAAUGUGA